Molecule: messenger RNA, 1200 nt
Organism: Dalotia coriaria
Lineage: Eukaryota; Metazoa; Arthropoda; Insecta; Coleoptera; Staphylinidae
Gene: Noa36
Product: zinc finger protein 330 homolog Noa36
Exons: 6
Coding region: 91-1005 (304 amino acids)
Cellular component (GO): nucleus
Molecular function (GO): zinc ion binding
Source: RefSeq, a predicted model, not a curated record
CACCCAUCUCCCUUUUACAGGUUAAUUUUAAUUGGGAUUUUACGUGUUUUACUUUGAAAGUCUUCCAAAAGCUGAAACUUCUGCAGGGAAAUGCCUAAGAAAAAAACCGGCCAGCGUAAAAAGGCUGAAAAGCAGAAGUUGCGCCAGAAAGGCAUUCGAACUGCACGCGAAAAUGUCGCUUUGGCCGAGCAUCCAUGCAAUGCUUUGAUGGAAUGUGAAAAGUGCCACAAGAAGCAGAAAAGCCGUGCCUUCUGUUACUUUUGUCAGAGUGUUCAAAGGCUGCCAAUAUGUGCACAAUGUGGCAAAAUUAAAUGCAUGUUAAAAACAGGAGACUGUGUUGUAAGACAUGCUGGAGUUUAUACAACAGGAUUAGCCAUGGUUGGAGCAAUUUGUGAUUUUUGUGAGGCAUGGGUAUGCCAUGGCAGGAAAUGUCUGCAGACACAUGCAUGCAGCUGCCCAUUGCAGGAUGCAGUCUGCGCUGAAUGCGAACGCGGUGUUUGGGAUCACGGCGGGCGCUUGUUCAAGUGCUCAUUUUGUGAUUCUUUUCUCUGUGAAGAUGAUCAGUUUGAGCAUCAAGCAAGUUGUCAAGUAUUGGAGUCGGAAAAUUACAAAUGUCAAAGUUGUAACAAAAUGGGUCAAUACUCCUGCUUGCGUUGCAAGACAUGUUACUGUGAGGACCAUGUGAGGAGGAAAGGCUUCAAAUAUGAGAAGAACAAAGCGAUUCCGUGCCCGAAGUGCGGAUACGAUACAUCGCAGACUAAAGAUUUGAGCAUGUCAACGAGAAGUCACAAAUUCGGCAGGCAAGGCCAAUCGACCUAUUCGUACGGUGACGAUGAGGAAGCUUACGGUGAAGGUGAUGGUGCGUCGUACAGCUAUGGCGGCUAUGGAGGUAAUUACGACGAUGAUGACGAUUUCGAAGAGGAUUCCGAUGAAGAUGACUCGGAUGAAGACGAAUCGGAGGAGGAAUCCGAUGGCGACGCUGCCGGCGAAGAAAAAAAGAAAUAAAACUGUGGCGCGUCGUCCUCAUCCUCGAACAUCUCGUAGGCAUAUUCCGGCAGCCACUUUUCCAAUUGCUCAUCAAAGAACUUCUCCAGAUUGGAAGCAUCGCUGUACACUUGCGAAUCGACCUAAAAUACAAUUAUUUCAUUUGUAACUGCAUAUUGGUUGAUUAUAUUGAUCGGACUCUUACAGCGUUGAAAA